Periophthalmus magnuspinnatus is the source of this 1484-nucleotide messenger RNA. RefSeq names its product microfibril-associated glycoprotein 4-like. The transcript has 6 exons. Lineage: Eukaryota; Metazoa; Chordata; Actinopteri; Gobiiformes; Gobiidae. Gene Ontology annotation, biological process: elastic fiber assembly. The record is from RefSeq and is a predicted model, not a curated record. Bases 89 to 802 code for a protein of 237 amino acids.
AAGGCAUGGCAGACCAGGAUCCAGUAUUUUAGUACUUUAACAUCGUUCCAUUCCACCACUUCCGCAGCGAAUAAUCAGGACGCUCAGAAUGCAUAAGCUGGAAGUUGUGCUGUUGUUUCUAUCUUCACUGCUGAGGGGCUGUUCAGCUGUACGUAAACCUGUCGACUGCAAUGAUUACAAGAACAGCUCCCCACAAAGUGGAGUUUACACCAUCUAUCCCUUCGGAGAGAAGUUUGGAAUUCAGGCGUUCUGUGACAUGACAACAGAUGGGGGCGGUUGGACGGUGAUCCAGAGGAGAAUGGAUGGGACCGUGAACUUCUACAGACCCUGGAAUCAGUACAAGACUGGCUUUGGUGAAGCUGAUGGAGAGCACUGGCUGGGACUGGAGUUCAUUCACAUGUUGUCCAGUCGACGGCCACAUGAACUGUUGGUGGAGAUGGAGGACUUUGAGGGGAGGCACGCCUCCGCUCGCUACUCAUCCUUCUCCGUAGCCUCUGAAUGUGAUGGGUACAGACUGCAGGUGUCGGGGUUCACUGACGGAGGAGCAGGAAACAGUCUAGUAGCUCACAAUGGCAUGAAGUUCUCCACCUUUGACAACGACCAGGACACGUGGCCAGACAACUGUGCUAAAAAGUUCCUUGGGGCUUUUUGGUACAGCGCCUGCCAUGACGCCAACCCAAAUGGAAUCUAUCGCUGGGGCGCAGACAAAACCAUCUUUGCCAUCGAUGUGGAGUGGAACAGCUGGAAAGGACGAGACUACUCCCUGAAAGGCAUAAGCAUGAAAAUCCGCCCUGCAAAUUAGAGAUACAAAGAUGAACUUGCACAAGGCGUUGCUCUGAUUCUUUAAAGGUUUUAUAUUACACAAAAUGGACUCUGGUGAGCUUUAGGUCAUGUUAUAAAGCUGUUACCUCAUCAAAAACAGACCUGGAGUUGUUGUUUCAUUCACAUGUUUGAGUAACACUUUAUUAUUAUUCUGUCUACAUCCACAAGGCUCAAAAAGUCAUGAAGUGGUAGUUUUCAAGUUAACGGCUACAUUUUAUGUUUAGUUCAGUACAGAUGUGGAAAUUCCAGGACUAAAAUUAUUCAAAUGAUUCUAGUGAAGGUAAAAGGCCCGUCACGAUAACACAUUUUGAUAUAUCGCUGAAGUAAACAUGGACAAUAAAUGAUAAUAUUGAAACUAAUUUAUGCCUCUGACACAAAAACCCAAGAGCAGAUUUAAACCACUAAACUAUUUUAAAUCUGCAGUAUUAAAAAUCAUGAACUGCAGUAAAUAAACGGCAGAAUGAAACACUUUAGUCAUUUGUUUGCAUCUGUAAUGACUCAAAGUGAUUAAUUCAAACUUUUACGGCUUAAAUCUUAUUCUGUAGUCAAAGUAACCUAAAAUAUAUAUUGUUCCACCGUUCAUAUACUUUGGCGGAUGUGCUGCCUGCUUGUCUCCAUGGGGAUGAGCAGCGAAAUGUCUUCACUCUAAAACUUUUGUCCAU